CUUAAAAAAGAGUGCCGGGCAUGCGCAUAGAGAGGAUGCCAUAUUGGAAUGAGGCUGUAGUGGGAGCUGGAGGACCCGAGCGGGCGCGCUAGGGAGGCGGCGGGUAGAGAGCGAGUGAGCAAGAGAGGGCGGGUGAGCCGGACCGGCGCCCACUCCGGUCGCCCCCGGGGGCCAGGCUCCACCAUUCCUGGCAGGACAAACUUAAUCAGUUUUAUUCCCUGAGAAAAAGAGAUAUCAGGCCGUGCCUUCUCAGAUCCCUGCUCCCUGGAGGAUGAAUUAAGGGACUAGGAGGCAUAGUCAUCAGCAUGGAGAGAUAUUUGCCAGUUUCGAAGAAGCGCAACUCAUCCUCCUCUUUGGAAAAGAUAACCGGCCCAGCAAAUGGGAAUGGGACCCUUUACUCAGAUGAAGAUUCCGGCCCGGAGGACAAUGACUUCAGCUGGGGAGACUAUUUGGAAGAGACAGGUACCAGAGCGGUGCCACACGUGUCCUUCAGACAUGUGGAGAUCAGCAUUCGGAGUAGCUUCCAGCCAGGAAUGAAGUUGGAGGUGGCCAACAAGAACAAUCCAGACACUUACUGGGUGGCCACGAUCAUCACCACCUGUGGCCAGCUGCUGCUCCUGCGUUACUGUGGUUAUGGGGAGGACCGAAGGGCUGACUUCUGGUGCGAUGUGAUCAUAGCGGAUCUGCACCCUGUGGGGUGGUGCACGCAGAACAACAAGGUGUUGAGGCCUCCGGAUGCUAUCAAGGAGAAGUAUACGGACUGGACGGACUUCCUCAUCCGUGAAUUGACUGGUUCUCGGACAGCCCCUGCAAGCCUUCUGGAAGGUCCUCUGCGAGGGAAAGGCCCCAUAGACCUCAUUACAGUUGAUUCCUUAAUAGAGCUGCAGGACUCCCAGAACCCCUUUCAGUACUGGGCAGUUAGUGUGAUUGAGAAUGUCGGAGGAAGAUUACGCCUUCGCUAUGUGGGACUGGAGAACACCGAAUCCUAUGACCGGUGGUUAUUUUACUUGGAUUACAGACUUCGGCCAAUUGGUUGGUGUCAAGAAAAUAAAUACAGAAUGGAUCCACCUUCAGAACUUUAUGAUCUGAAGUUGCCUUUCGAAUGGAAAUGUGCUCUGGAAAAAGCCCUAAUUCUUGCUGCAGAGUCCCCUCUUCCAAUGGAAGUAUUUAAGGACCAUGCAGACUUGCAAAGCCAUUUCUUUACAGUGGGGAUGCGGCUGGAGACAUUGCAUAUAAGCGAUCCUUUUCAUAUCUACCCUGCAUCAGUGACCAAGGUUUUUAAUAGUAAAUUUUUCCAAGUGGCCAUUGAUGACCUAAGACCUGAAGCUGAUAAACCUACGAUGCUGUGCCAUGCAGAUUCUUUGGGGAUUUUGCCAGUACAGUGGUGCCUUAAAAACGGAGUCAACCUCGCUCCUCCCAAAGGUUACUCAGGCCAGGAUUUUAACUGGGUGGAUUACCACAAGCAGCGCCAGGCAGAAGAAGCACCUCAUUUCUGCUUCAAAAACGCAUUUUCUCGGGGCUUUUCAAAGAACAUGAAGCUUGAAGCUGUGAACCCUGUAAAUCCAGGAGAGGUGUGCGUGGCCACUGUGGUCAGUGUGAAAGGGCGGAUGUUAUGGCUUCAUUUAGAAGGUCUGGAGAGCCCAAUGCCAGAUGUCAUCGUGGACAUGGACUCCAUGGAUAUCUUCCCCGUGGGCUGGUGUGAGGCCAAUUCUUACCCUCUGACCACACCAUACAAAGCAUCCUCCAAAAGCAAGAGAAAGACUGUCCAUUUCAAGACGGAAAACCAAUUAUUAUCCCCAGUGCCUGUUGAGAAAAUACCUCAUGAGCUUUGCUUGCUGCCGCAGCAGAUGGACAGUCCAGUAGGAGCCAUCAAUGCCAAGUACUGCUGCCCACAGCUGUUCGUCAACCACCGCUGUUUCUCAGGCCCAUUCCUGAACAAAGGAAGGAUUUCAGAGCUACCUCAGUCAGUGGGGCCUGGCAUGUGUGUGCUGGUGCUCAAAGAGAUUCUUACCCUGAUUACCAAUGCCGCCUACAAGCCCGGGAGGGUCCUGAGAGAGUUACAGCUUGUGGAAGAUCCAGAGUGGAAUUCCCAGGAGGAGAUCCUCAAGGCAAAAUACGGGGGCAAAACAUACAGGGCCGUGGUCAAGAUCGUGCGGACAGCAGACCAAGUGAUGAAUUUCUGCCGGCAAGUUUGUGCCAAGCUGGAGUGCUGUCCAAACUUACUGAGCCCUGUGUUGAUCUCUGAAACCUGCCCGGAGAACUGUUCUGUCCACACCAAAACCAGAUACAACAAAAGGGAGAAGGGGUCAUCAUUGUCACCUGCAAGUGAACUAAAAGAUGAUUCUGGAUCUCAUGUCACCAAAUUGCAAAAGGCUAAGAUUCCUCAGACCUAUUAUUAUGGGAAAAGAAGAAGGGUCAUUCAAUCGUCACUCAGAGUCAGCAACAUUGAAACUCCACCAAAAUCAACCAGGAGAAGGAAACGAAGGAAAUCAGUCUAUGUACAAAAGAGACGGAAAUCUGCUAUAAGCGUCCCAGCAGGCGUCCCAACGGGCGUCCCAGUAGGCGUCCCAGCGGGCAUCCCAGAGGGCAUCCCAGAGAGCAUCCCAGCUGGCAUCCCAGAGAGCAUCCCAGCUGGCAUCCCAGAGAGCAUCCCAGCCGCCAUCCCAGCCGCCAUCCCAAAGGGCUUGGCACAGAAAACUGAGCGGAAGGAGCCAGAAACCAUGGACACUGCCAGGAAGAAAACUGGGUACCAUGUCCCGGAUUACCAGACGGACACCUCAGCAGCACAGGUGCCCUAUGCCCGGCCACGAAGGGCUGUGACCCUGAGGAGAAAUGCAGAGGCUUUGAAGCGACCUCCAGUGGAAAGGGCACGGAGGGCCCGCCCAGUGGCAACUACUGCUUCUUCUAACAACAGAGUCAAGGGUCCACUUGUUAGGAUUGUGAAAUCAGAGGAUUCAAGCCAAGCGGACGAGGAGAGACUGAUUCUUGAGAGCAAUCCACUGGAGUGGUCGGUGAAGGAUGUGGUACGAUUCAUUAAACUGACUGACUGUGCACCUUUGGCCAGGAUCUUCCAGGAGCAGGACAUCGAUGGCCAGGCAUUCCUCCUGCUGACUCUCCCAACUGUGCAGGAGUGCAUGGAGCUGAAACUGGGACCCGCUAUCAAGUUAUGCCAUCAGAUCGAGAGAGUGAAGGUGGCUUUCUAUGCCCAGUAUGCCAGCUAACUCGCCCCUCCUGGCAGGUGUCGCCUGAUUCUGAUAAUGCUGUGUUUGUUGUAAAGGUUUCCAGGGCUGAGACCUUGAUUUCCCGGGCUUCGUGAAAUGGCACAAUCAUUGGUAAUCUCCAAAAAGCCAGGAGCCCAGGACCUCCUUUUUGCACCAGCCUAUUUGAUAGUCCUAUAUUUUUAAAGCACACAGAAGGAGCAGCAGCAGCAGCUCUGAGAGUAUUGUGAAUGUUCUGAGACAGACCUUCCCUGGCUCAGGACCUCUGAGUUUCAUUCCCACCCCCACCCCCCAGCCCCCACCCCCCGUUCAAACCAGGCAGUUUUUUUCUGGAAGCCAGGUUUCCUUACACUGAGGUAGGUCUAGGUUCUUGGGAAACUAAGAUGAACUUAGUGUAUCUGAGCAGAGUACCUGCCCAUCUUGCUGCCGCUUUUGCCUGAUUCAGUCUCCAGCUCUCAUACAGCUCUUGUCUGCCGCACACAUGCACGCAACCUUGAUUUAGAGUCACCUCCUGUCCCAUUUGAUCUCACGUAAGCUCCGUUCUCCCACACAACUCUGGGCUCUGUUCAGCUCCGUCCUUGUGUCAGAGGUGCCUUUUCACAAGUAUGGCCGCUUACCACGAGAUAGCUACCGUGUAAGCAAAGCCUAGGACAUUUGCAGUAGCAAACGCUCUCUGUAGUCUCCUGCAGAACCAUAGCUUCAAUGUUCUAAGAUCACUGUGCCUGGUCGGGAGGAGGCUGCUUUAGGGAAGUAUCAAAUUCUGUAUUGAAGAAAAGCUUUCAGGGGGCAUGUAUAGGAAGAGAUUUUGGGGAAAGCGUUUUUUUUUGUUUGUUUGUUUGUUUGUUUUGUGAACUAGCUGUAUCCGCUUAGAAUGCUAACACAGAUGGUCACUGCAAGCAAAUCCCUGUGAGCCUCUCUUCUGCUAGUGCCUGGCUUGCCACAUGGAAAGCAAGCACAAGGGAACAGUAUCCCAUAGCAUAAGACAGCAGAGCAAAUCCUGGAUGUGGAUCCAGCUGGUUUCCAUCCACUGGCUAAUGGCCAACUUCAUGGCCUCGGGUAACUUGCCACCACCCUGGAUCCAAGUUCCCAUGGAGGGGAGAGUUAGGACAUUUAGUAGUGAGGCACUGAUAACUUCUCCCUGCUCCUGUUAUAGAGGAGCCUAGGUAGACCAAAAUGAGAAAAAAGAAUGUGGUCACAGAGUGUAACCCUCCAGUUUCUGCCUUUCACUCUCUUGGGGGGUUGCUCAUGAAAUUUCACUACGUCAUUCAUAGACUAAUCAGUGAUUGUCAAGUUUGCCUGAUACUCAGCACCCGUCUGUGUUUUCCUAUGAGCAGUUCAACAUGUGCUCACAAACCCAAAGGGGCUGAGGUACACUAUAGCGUGGAGGUCACCUCCAUGUCUUUUGAAAACCAGGCAAGGAAACCAGAACUUUCGCUCUGCUCAGGAGUGCCUCACUUUGGAAGCUUAACUUCCCACCUAUCUGGGCCUUACUGGUUUACUCAUGAUUUUUC
Mus pahari (shrew mouse) is the source of this 4729-nucleotide messenger RNA. It is a transcript of the gene Sfmbt2, whose product is annotated as Scm like with four mbt domains 2. NCBI's taxonomy places the organism in Eukaryota, Metazoa, Chordata, Mammalia, Rodentia, Muridae. The transcript has 23 exons. Bases 306 to 3221 code for a protein of 971 amino acids. Gene Ontology annotation, molecular function: histone binding; transcription corepressor activity. The record is from RefSeq and is a predicted model, not a curated record. Gene Ontology annotation, cellular component: nucleus. Gene Ontology annotation, biological process: regulation of DNA-templated transcription.